UGUUCUGCACUGCUGCGAUUCAAUGAAACAGUUUGCUUCGAAGAUGAAAGGAUUACUGGUCGUGUGUUUUGUCCUUAAGAUCGUUUCUACCAUAGCAUGCUGUCGUACAGGGGGUCAGUGUUGUGACACUUGGAAGCUUGUCCACGAAAACGACGCAAAAGGACAGACCGUGUCAGGCAGCAGAUAUGCCUUACUGGCAGCUAUACUCGCAGGAGCACGUGUUCGAGUCGGCUGGAGUACAACACUCACUGAGGCUGAUGGAAUUUACGUGUAUAAAGAUCACGCCCAUGCAGAGUUGUUGCAAGACGUGAGUAAAUCAUCGUGGAAGACUUACCAGGACGAUGCSUAUUGGUACUGGACCAUGGUAUCGUCCAAUGGAUUUGUUCAGAAUAUCAGGUAUAACGUUGGUGCCCAUACUUCACGUGGCGUCACAACUGCGACAACCUCUGCUAAAUGGUACGUCAAGUCAUCCUACUGUCAACAGGAGCCAGUCUACGCUAACAGAAAAUCUGGUCAACGCACAGCUGGGAGCAUAGAGUAUCUUAAGAAUGCCAUAACCUCUGGAAAAGAGAUUCGCGCUGUUACUGAUAAUUGGUAUGGUUUCCCUCUGCAAAACAUCGCGUAUGACGCAACUAAAGUAGCGGGACAGUUUCUUGACCACGUGAGUAAGACACAAUCUGGUAAGAACAUCGUUUUCCAGAAWAAUGCAUAUUGGUUCUUCACUAUUAUUAGUACGAGCGGRAAGCGUGAMAUGUCACGCUGGACUGUUGGMAGUCACACKGAYAGAGGUCACACAAAUGACAAAGUCAGUACAGAGUGGUUUYAAGAUCCAUGUUGGGAGCUGGUGUAUUCCCAUGAUAAAUCUGGUCACGCAACACAGGGGAGUUUGAAAGCUCUGAUAUCCGCAAUACAGUCCGGUAGACGAAUUCGAAUCCAGUUUCCAAUGUUGGAGUACUACACCACUGAAGCCGAUAACCUGUCCAUUUUGAAAGGUCAUGUGACUGCUCAAGCCUUAAAGCAUGUCAGUAAAGCAUCUCUAGACACCUUCCAGGAUAACGUCUACUGGUGGUGGCUGAUGGCCUGUACCACUGGUACGGUACGCGCGACGAGGUAUAACGUAGGAAGCCAUGUACCGCGCGGAAACACAAAAGAUCAAUGGGCCAUUAACUGGUUUGCAGAUACCCGUCCAUGGAAAUUAGCUUUCAAGCACAACUCCGCUGGUCAUGGUAUCCAAGGCUCACGAAGUAACGUCGUGAAUGCUGUUAGACGAGGAGCCUCGGUGCGACUGGUGUAUGAAAACGGUGCCUACGCWUUUCCCGCCCAAAAUUUAGUCAUCRACGGAGCUGACGUCGCAGCAGGAACGCUGAAUAGUGUGAGCAUGCAUACCGCAUCGAAUAACGAGAAAGAAAUCCCGCCGAAUGCUUAUUGGUGGUUCACCAUAGUAACGACUACUGGUGAAAGAGACAUGUCACGMUGGACAGUGGGAAAACACCAAAGCAGAGGUCACACUCAGGAUCGUGUCGGACUAAAAUGGUUCAUCCAAGAAUAGAGGAAACCCGGGCUCUGUUUCCUAUCACCAGUUAAACGAUUUCUCGUAACGUGACUCUAAUAAUUUUUUAAGGCUUAAGUUAAGWAACAUGUAACCUUAUGACUAACCUUGAAGAUUAUUCUGUUGUACUAAUUUAGGGUUAUGCCCAAUAGAGGAACACGGCUAUGUUCCAAUCUAGUGAUUGCUAAAACCUCUACAUGUAACACGUGGCUUUAUAUCACCUUCAUACUAUAGAGUAUUGCUGGUGUCCUUAUAAGAUUUUUUCUAAGUAUUAUCAAACUUCAUGACUGCUGUUAUUCAAUAAAAUCUUGAGCCUUA
Molecule: messenger RNA, 1867 nt
Organism: Actinia tenebrosa (Australian red waratah sea anemone)
Lineage: Eukaryota; Metazoa; Cnidaria; Anthozoa; Actiniaria; Actiniidae
Source: RefSeq, a predicted model, not a curated record